Molecule: messenger RNA, 1761 nt
Organism: Moesziomyces antarcticus
Lineage: Eukaryota; Fungi; Basidiomycota; Ustilaginomycetes; Ustilaginales; Ustilaginaceae
Product: SH3 domain-containing protein
Exons: 2
Coding region: 1-1761 (586 amino acids)
Molecular function (GO): protein binding
Source: RefSeq, a predicted model, not a curated record
AUGCCAUCGUCACGCGCCGUCAAGAUGGCGGCUGUUGCGCUGCCCGCCGCGCUUCUCGCCUCCACAGCCCUCGCCGCAUCAGAGUCGUGCAUCAGCCUCAAGGGCAGCUCCAUGUGCCCAUCCUUCCAGAACAACUUUGUGCGCCCGAGCAACCUCUCGUCCGAAUUCGGCUUCUUCGAGACCGUCACAGAUGUCGCUUCCUUUGACAGCCUCUUCCAGUACUACAUGACCUCGCAAAAUGGCUACUACAACGACAAGAUCCAGGACGGCCUCGGCUGCAACACGACGCUCGCCCAGAACGUCACGGUGCAGUGGCAGCAGACCGUCUUCUGCUCGCAGUUCUCCGAGGCGUCGUUCCAGUCCGGCUGCACCGCCGAGGUGCCUCCCACGCUCGUCUGCCAGGAGACGUGCAACCAGUUCGCCUCGUCCGAGGAGGACAUUGUCGACAACACCGCCUACUGCCGCUCCACCAACGAGCUCAACUCGUUCCAGCGUAGCGUCCGACAAGACACGCUCUCCAACGACUACUACACCUGCACCGACUACAGCUCGCUCGCCACCACCAACGUCAACUCGUGCGCCACCGGCAUCGAGAACGAAGGCAGCUGCGGCUUUGGCUACUCGAUCGACCAGCUCUGCGCCUUCUGCGACCCCGCCGGAGGCCUCACGCCGCCCCCCUGCUGCACCGAGUCGCGCACCGAUCUCUCCCAGUGCGCCCAGUGGGGUCACCCGCUCGCGGCUACCAUCCGCCCCACCACCACCAUUGCUACCAACGUGCCUGGCGCCGCUCAGUCCACCGCCGCCGCCGGCGCUUCCGCCUCGGCCAACUCGGCCACCGUCACCGGCGCGGCUGCCUCGGCCACCGCUACCAACGGUGGCAACACCGGCAACGGUAGCAACGGCGCCAACGGAGGCUCGUCGCGUGCCAGUGGUGCGGCUGCAUCGUCCACCGCCGCCAUGGGCGCUGCGGGUGCCAACAUGGCAGGCGAGGGUCAGCAGCUCGUGAGUGCCAACGACCAGGUGUUCAGCAAGGCCGAGCUCGCCGGCAUCAUCGUGGGCUGCUGCGUAGGCGCGGCUCUGCUCGGUGCGCUGCUUGCGCUGCUCUGCUUCCGCAGGCGCGGCGAUAAGGGCGACACGGAGAAGAACACCAUCUACGGCGACGCUGCCAACGAGAGCCACGUCGAGCGCCCCUGGAUCCAGAGCGAGGAGGCCAUGCUCAAGUCGCCCGAGCUCGGCCGGCCCUCGACGGACGCCAAGUUCGCCAAUGCCGCCGGCGUGGGUGCGCUCACGGGUGCUGCUGCCGUUGCGGCUGCCAAGGGGCGCGACUCGGCGGACGAGCGUCCGAACAGCGCCAUGAGCGGCGAGACGGGCACCGACGGACGUGGCACCACCAUCCCUGCGGUCAAGGACCAGUACUCGUCGCACGACAUCUGCCCCGGCGAGACCGUCGUGGCCAUCUACCCGUACAACGCCACGCUCAACGACGAGAUCACGCUGCAGCCCGACGACGUCGUCACUGUGCAGAGGCUCUACGAUGACGGCUGGGCGCUCGGCCGCACCGAGGCGGGCGGCGAGGGCGCGUUCCCGCUCGUCUGUGUCACCUCGACCAAGGGCGGCACCUCGGGCUCGGGCGAGAACCUCGGCGGCUCCACCAGCGGCGGCGUCACCAGCGCCAACGAGGGCGGCGUCACUUCGUCAGCCGACGGCGCCGUCACCGCCGAAGAAGGCGGAUUCACCUCGGACGCGCACAGCCGUCACUAG